AAAGGCGAACAGAAGAUACUACAGUCAAGUGCAAUGAUAUAUUUAAACCCUUAUGUGGGCGUGAGACACCGAUCAGAACUGUACUCACUAAAGGGGUGGCAGGUAUCGGGAAAACAGUCUCUGUGCAGAAAUUCAUUCUCGACUGGGCAGAAGGAAAAGCAAACCAGGAUGUUCACUUCAUAUUUGCUCUUCCUUUCCGGGACCUGAAUUUGAUUAAGGGUGAAUACAGUCUGAUUGAACUGCUUCACCGUUUUGUCCCAGAAGUGAAAUCACUUGAAUCCACUGAGUUAUUUGGGUACAAAGUCUUGUUCAUCUUUGAUGGUCUGGAUGAGUGUCGCCUUCCUCUAAAUUUUCGGAACAAUGAGAGUUGGUUUGAUGUAACAAUGAAAAUGUCACUGGAUCUGCUGUUGACUAACCUCAUUAAGGGGAAUCUGCUUCCAUCCGCUCUCCUCUGGAUAACCUCCCGGCCAGCAGCAACCUAUCAGAUACCUCCUGAGUACAUCCACCGGGUGACAGAGAUACGAGGGUUCAGUGAUGCCCAGAAGGAGGAGUAUUUCAGGAGGAGAUUCAGUGAUCAGAGCCUGGCCAGCAGGAUUAUCACACAUGUGAAAUCAUCAAGGAGCCUCUUCAUCAUGUGCCACAUACCUGUGUUCUGCUGGAUUUCAGCCAUUGUGCUUAAGAUGCUUUUUACUGAGAAUGACAGGGGAGAAAUUCCAAGGACUCUGACUGAAAUGUACACACACUUCCUGAUUCAUCAGGCAAGUUUUAAAAAAGACAAGUAUAUGAAAAACUAUGAAAGCAAGCUAAAUGAAAACAGCAAGGAAUUCCUUUUGAAACUUGGUAAAUUGGCUUUUGACAACCUUGAGAAAGGCAAUCUCAUAUUUUAUAAGCAAGAUCUGACAGAGAAUGGCAUUGAUGUCACUGAAACUUCAGUUUACUCUGGAGUGUGCACAGAAGUCUUUAAAGAGGAGUAUGGGUUGUAUCAGGAGAAGGUGUACUGCUUUGUGCAUCUGAGCAUCCAGGAGUAUCUCGCUGCUUUAUAUGUGUUUCUGUCAAACUCAUCAGCUGACCUGCUGAAGGCUGCAGUGAAUCAGGCAUUAGAGAGCAAGAAUGGACACUUGGACCUCUACCUCCGCUUCCUCCUGGGCCUCUCAACAGACUCCAGUAAGACUCUGUUACAAAGGCUACUGGGGCCGACAGAAACCAGCUCACAUACCAUUAAGGAAACAGCCCAAUACACCCAUCCAUCCAUUUGCCAAACCGCUUAUCCGUCAGGGUUGCGGGGAGUCCGGAGCCUAUUCCGGAAGCAAUGGGGACUAGGCAGGAAACAACCCAGGACGGGGGGCCAGCCCACCACAGCAGCCCAAUACAUCAAGGAGAAAAUAAAGGAGAAUUUAUCUCCAGAAAGGAUCAUCAACCUGUUCCACUGUCUGACUGAACUUGGUGACAAUUCUCUAGUAGAGGAAGUACAAAGAUACCUGAAUUCAGGAAACAUUUCAGUAGAUGACCUCUCACCUGCACAGUACUCAGCUCUGGCCUUUGUGAUGCUGAUGUCAGAUGAGGAGCUGGAUGUGUUUGACCUGAAGAAAUACAUCAGAUCAGAUGAACAGCACUGCAGGCUGCUGCCUGUGGUCAAGAACUCCAGGACGGCUCUGCUGAACAGCUGUGAUCUCAUAGAUAAACACUGUGAACUGCUGACUUCAGCUCUAAGAUCAAACUCUUCCCCCCUGAGAGAGCUGGACCUGAGUGACAAUAACCUGAAGGAUUCAGGAGUGAAGCUGCUCUCUGCUGCACUGGGGGAUUUACACUGUAAACUGGAGAUAUUGAGGCUGUCAGGCUGUAGAGUCACAGAAGAAGGCUGUUCUUCCCUGGCUUCAGCUCUGAAGUUAAACCCCUCACACCUGAGAGAGCUGGAUCUGAGCUACAAUCACCCAGGAGAUUCAGGAGUGAAGCUGCUCUCUGCUGUACUGGAGGAUCCCAGCUGUAAACUGGAGAAGCUGCAGGUGGGCUGGUGUGAACUCACAGAGAAAUGCUGUGAGGCACUGGCUUCAGCUCUCAGAUCUAACUCCUCACCCCUGAGAGAGCUGGAUCUGAACUACAAUCACCCAGGAGAUUCAGGAGUGAAGCUGCUCUCUGCUGUACUGGAGGAUCCCAGCUGUAAACUGGAGAAGCUGCAGGUGGGCUGGUGUGAACUCACAGAGAAAUGCUGUGAGGCACUGGCUUCAGCUCUCAGAUCAAACCCCUCACCCCUGAGAGAGCUGGUCCUGAGUGACAAUGACCUGCAGGACUCAGGAGUGAAGCUGCUUUCUGCUGGACUGGGGGACUUACACUGUAAACUGGAGAUACUGAGGUCAGUCUGACUGGGUAUUCCACACUGUAAACUGGAGUUACUGAGGUCAGUCUUACUGGGUAUUCCACACUGUAAACUGUGGGUAGUGAGGUGAGUAUUACUGGGUAUUUCACACUGCACGCUGGAGAUAAUAAGGUGGAACAUAGCUAUUGAUUUCAAAAUAAAGCAGGAGUAUCUAAGUCUACAGGUUGACUUAAAAAAUAACAUUAGACUCGCUACAGUAAGUGGAAUGUCGAAAGGAAGAUUGCAUUGGAGGUUAAGAAUGACAUUAAAAGUUUCUUCCAAUAUUUUAACUCCAAAAGAGCUGUAAAAGCUGAAAUCACUCAUCUGCAGGAUAGUAAGGGCCUUAUAAUUGAAAAU
This is a messenger RNA of Brienomyrus brachyistius, 2710 nucleotides long. Its product is annotated as NACHT, LRR and PYD domains-containing protein 12-like. Gene Ontology annotation, molecular function: protein binding. The record is from RefSeq and is a predicted model, not a curated record. Bases 384 to 2360 code for a protein of 658 amino acids. NCBI's taxonomy places the organism in Eukaryota, Metazoa, Chordata, Actinopteri, Osteoglossiformes, Mormyridae. The transcript is spliced from 7 exons.